Acanthoscelides obtectus is the source of this 675-nucleotide messenger RNA. NCBI's taxonomy places the organism in Eukaryota, Metazoa, Arthropoda, Insecta, Coleoptera, Chrysomelidae. The record is from the annotation of a GenBank genome assembly.
AUGCAGGAUCUGGUUCGCCAAUGGAAAGCCAAACCACUACAUGGUCGGUAUAGGAGCCGCAUAGAAGACAACGCCAUUGACACAAGGCUUCCCAAGGAUGGUUGCAGUCAGAACUGUCCGAAAAUGAAGGAAGAAGUCAGCAUACAGAAUAUUAGAACAACAGACAAAAUUUCCUAUAUUGAAGCUAAAAGAAAGUAUUACGCCGCAAUGCCUGCUAAUACAACGUAUGCCCAAGUAACAGCCUCUGGGUCAGACAAUACUACGGCUAAGAAAUUCAUUCAGGAGCUCAUCCCAGAUAUUGCUCAGAUUAUAGACCAACAGGUCAAAAAAGCAAUAGAUGAGGUAAUUAAGACCAGUUUAUCAAUAUACCUGCCGUCUACCUCAUCAGAAAGAAGGCCUAUGCGACGGGAUCAGUAUGACCUCGAUGCAGCCUCAAUUGUCUCUGAUACUCCAUCACAACUUUCAGAUAAAAGAAAAAGGACACAAUAUAUUCGGACUGAAGAGCUAGUCUGCCUUACCGAUACUUCUGAAUCACAACUAGAUGAGCUGAGUCAAACUAAAAGGAAAAAGGGUUGGCCAAAGGGUAAGCGCCGUAAGCCACCCAAACCUGGAGAAAGCUCAACUGCGAAUUCUCAGAUAGAAUCAUCAUUAGAGCAAAUAUCAGAUCCAACAUAA